GAAUUUUUAAACUUUGAAGAUUUCAGUCAAAUCGCACUUACACCGGAUUUUUACGCGCUUCAUAAACGCAGAUCUAGAAAUGGAAGAUUUAACUGAACUGCUCACUAGUAUUUAAAAAUUCCUAACUUUCGCUCCACAGAAGGCUUCAAGUUGAAUCUUGUACAUCAUAUAGAAGACACUUGAAUUUUUAAACUUUGAAGAUUUCAAUCAAAUCGCACUUAAACCGGAUUUUUGCGCGCUUCAUUAACGCAGGUCUAGAAAUGGAAGGUUAAACUCAACUGCCCGUUUCCAUUUAAAAAUUCUUAACUUUCACUCUAUAGAAGGCUUUAAAUUGAAUCUUGUAUAUCGUAUAGAAGACACUUGAAUGUUUAAACUUUGAAGAUUAUAAUCAAAUUGCACUUAAACCAGAUUUUUGCGCGCUUCAUAAACGCAGGUCUAGAAAUGGAAGGUUUAACUCAACUGCUCACUAGCAUUUAAAAAUUCCUAACUUUCGCUCCACAGAAGGCUUCAAGUUGAAUCCUGUACAUCGUAUAGAAGACACUUGAAUGUUUAAACUUUGAAGAUUUCAAUCAAAUCGCACUUAACCCGGAUUUUUGCGCGCUUCAUUAACGCAGGUCAAGAAAUGGAAGGUUAAACUCAACUGCUCAGUAGUAUUUAAAAAUGCCUAACUUUCGCUCCACAGAAGGCUGCAACUCGAAUCUGGUACAUCAUAUAGAAGACAUUUGAAUUUUUCGACUUUGAAGAUUUCAGUCAAAUCGGACUUAAACCGGAUUUUUACGCGCUUGAUAAACGCAGAUCUAGAAAUGGAAGGUUUAACUCAACUGAUCACUAAUUUAAAAAUUCCUAACUUUCGGUCCACAGAAGGCUUCAAGUUGAAUCUUGUACAUCAUAUAGAAGACACUUGAAUUUUUAAACUUUGAAGAUUUCAAUCAAAUCGCACUUAAACCCGAUUUUUGCGCGCUUCAUUAACGCAGGUCUAGAAAUGGAAGGUUAAACUCAACUGCCCGUUUCCAUUUAAAAAUUCUUAACUUUCACUCUACAGAAUGCUUCAAAUUGAAUCUUGUAUUUCUUCUUUAAUGUGUUGGAUUCCCAUUUGUCUACCACCUCCUUAUGCCGUUGAACAUUUUCUGAUUCCUCCGCCUUCCGAGCCGAUUUCUCAACUCCAGCACAAAAGAGUGCCCUACCACUUACUAGCUCCUCUACUCGAAGCGACUUGACUUUUGCAGUAACCCUUUUUUCUUCAAUUUUUACGAGCAUGUUAGCAUAUUUGUAGAUAUAUCGUAUGAUGUUUCGAUUGAAUCGAAAGCCUUCUGCGUACACUUUUAUAUGAUCAUCGUCGUGCUGUACCUCUUUCUGAAACCCGUCUGUUCGACUGGCUGGUAAAAGUCGAAUUUAUUGCUCAAGUCGGUCGUUAUUAUUUUAGUUAGUAGUUUGUAGAGGAUGGAUAGCAGACUAAUGGGGCUGAAAUUCUCUAGAUUUGUGCAAUCGCCUUUCUUGAAUAAUAGGAUGACUUCUGCGUUUUUUCAAGAAUCCGGGAUUUUCUCUUCUUCUAAACACUUAUUAAGUAAGGUCAGGAGUGCUUUCCUGAGUGCCUCUCCUCCGGCCUUUAACACCUCACUGGUGAUCUGGUCUACUCCCGGGCUUUGCAGUUCUUUAAGUGUUUUAGCGCUGCCUCUAGUUCUUCUCCAUCAAUGGAGUCCUCCUAGACUGGCUGGUGAAUUUGACCUUCUUGAUCUGGUUGUGCCACCGAUGGCCUGUAUAGUCGUCGAUAGGAUUACUCAAUAAUUUCUGCGAACUUUCCUCUUUCACUCUCAAUGACUCGCUGAUCGUUUUUCAUCUUGUGAAUAAACAUUUCACCCUUAUAUUUCUCGGAACGGAGAACUCUCAUGUUUGCGUUGUUCUGUAUGGCUUCCUCGGUCAUCCUGGUGUUAUAAGCUCUGAUCUUUCCUGAUGGCUUUCUUCACGAUCUUAUUCAGGUCCCCAUACCUUAGUGAGUUUUUGUCUUGGGGGUUCGAUGUUAGAACAUAGUCCAUCUCGUUUUUGAUCCUGUUAUCGGGGCUCUUCCAAGUCCAUUGUCUUUUGGAGUGCUUUUUGUAGAAGGUAUGCAUGCAGUAGAGCCUCUCCUUGUUGAAAGUCGAUCAUGGUUUGUCUUCUUUGGUUCCCAACCCGAAUUUACCGAUGACGGAAGGAUCCAUCGGCAAUCUGGCGCCAAUCUUCGCGUUGAAAUCGCCUAUUAUCACACAGGUUUUGGUCUUGUCUGCGCUCUUUGCAGUUGUUCGAUCUUCGUAGAACUCUUCGAUUUAUUGGUCUGAGCAGGCGGAGGUGGGUGCAGCUGCUUGAAUGAUUGGAUACUAAACAUGGCGUUGAUCCUGAUCAUUAUAUAAAUUACUCUGUUUGGCACGGCUGUUGUCUUUGUAACCAGGUGUUUUUUCUUCUUGUGAACCAGUAUAGCAACGCCUACGAUGUGUGAGUUUGUGUCCGAGUUCUUUUGGAACAGUGAAUGUUCAAAUUUGAGAAUAGUGACCGCUUUUUCGCUCAGUCUUGUUUCGCUGAUCCCUAUGGCAUCCCAGUUUAUAUUCGGUAGUUCGUGUUCUAGACCGCUGAGAUGUUCCUCCAGCCUCAUGGUGCGGAUAAUGUGCGUCCCCACGUAAAGGGUCUCUUCAAAUUUGCAUCUUCUCCUCUGACCUUCUAUCGACAUUAUUUUGGACAACUAUUUUCGAACGUCGAAAGUUCGCUAGUGGCCAAGUGACCAAACCAAUAAUAAGCUACAUGAAAAAAUCAAAGAAAUGGAUGACCAUCGAUGUGUCCCUGAAUAUUCGUCAGCUUAUAGAUACUAAUACAAACGAGUUUGUUACUGUUUUCAGUCUUUUCUCAACCGUCGGCACAAUCGACUCUGAGGAAGUAGAAAAUUUCCAAAAGCUGGCGGCCGAAUGGUGGAACCCUUGUGGACCACUGAAGCCGCUGCAUUCUAUGAACAAACUGAGGAUACCCCUUGUGAGGGAUGGUUUGAUUAAUGAAGGCUGUAUCGCCAGUGUGCAUGUUCGAACCUCUACACCCUUAAAGGGAAUGUCAGUUUUAGACGUGGGAUGUGGAGGGGGCAUUCUUUCGGAGCCUCUGGCGCGCUUAGGAGCCGUGGUGACGGGGCUGGAUGCCACCUCCAACGCACUGGAUGUGGCUAGAAAACAUGCCAAAGACAACAACUUGGCCAUUAACUAUAUGUGCUCAUCUGUGGAGGAGUUUAGCCAGAAUAACAUCGGCAAGUUCGACGCAGUAGUCGCAUCGGAAGUGGUAGAACAUGUAACGGAGAAGGCCAGUUUUAUUGCUGCUUGCUCAAAGUGCCUGAAGCCUUCUGGGUCGAUUUUCAUCACCACUCUGAACGACACGUUUUUAGCCCAUUUCUUGGGGGUUUGGAUGGCUGAAAACAUGCUCUCGUUGGUUCCUCGAGGAACCCAUCAAUCAGAGAAAUUUGUCAAGCCUCACCAGCUCCAAAGGAUCUUGGAGGACAAUGGGCUGCGGACCAAGCUGAUGCAUGGAAUGAUUUACAAUUUUGUGACAAACAACUGGAGUUGGAGCUCGAAUCGUUCUAUUAAUUAUGCGAUGCAUGCAGUGAAGAAUGCUGAUUUGUGAUUUGUGAGUUAAAAAAAAAAUUGGAAAAAUUGCUCAAAUUUAUGAAAUGCAGCAAUUGAUUUUAGAAGGUUAUAGUUUCCAAUUUUUUAAAUACGAAUGUUUUGUUUUAUCAUAUUAUAAAUUUAUUUAUAAACA
Messenger RNA from Dendroctonus ponderosae (mountain pine beetle), 3762 nucleotides. RefSeq names its product ubiquinone biosynthesis O-methyltransferase, mitochondrial-like. Gene Ontology annotation, molecular function: 2-methoxy-6-polyprenyl-1,4-benzoquinol methyltransferase activity. Lineage: Eukaryota; Metazoa; Arthropoda; Insecta; Coleoptera; Curculionidae. Gene Ontology annotation, biological process: ubiquinone biosynthetic process. Bases 2770 to 3627 code for a protein of 285 amino acids. The record is from RefSeq and is a predicted model, not a curated record. The transcript is spliced from 4 exons.